GCAUGUAGAUUUCAUUAUCGUUCUAGAGGCUAUUCGCAUAUAUAGGUAACUUAAAUCCAACAAAGGCAAUCACCAACCACUAUUUCCCUAAUCAAUACGCUGACGUUGACACAAUAAAUUUGCGCAGCAGCUUUCAAGACCCUUCCACCAUGAUAUAUAUCAAAUGUUUGCUUUGAAUUUCACUACCAUCCAUAGAUCACUAGACAUUGUAUAUGACCCAACGUCUAGUACAAUCAACCAACCCCCGAAAAUAACAGUUCAAACCUAAUGCUAAUUAUGUAGCACGAAGGCUGCGACAUGCAAAAAAGAAUAGCAAAACAAAAAGAGAGUAUGCAAACAUACAACAGCGGGGAUUCGCCAGUGGUCACCCACCUGACUACUAAUCCGCCGGUCGAAGGCUUAACGUGUGGAGAGCAAACGGGAUCCGGUGUCUUCCUUCGCCUGUGGUCGUAUGUGCCAGUUUCCAGCAAGUAAACUAGUUAUAUAGACAGACUGUUAGUGGGGAGGGAUAAACGGGCGCUUUAUGACUUAUCGAUUACGUUUGUGCUUAUUCAUGAUGAACCUUGAGGCUUGCAACGCCGGUUAGUAGUCUGUUUCCAAGAUUGUAAAGCAAUAAAUGUCAGCUUGCAUGUUGGGAAGGCAAUAAUAGGCCCUGCUUAUAUGCAAAUCCUAUUUAAUAAUGCAGCAAGAAAUAAAACAGCCGUUGGAAAUCCAGGUAGUACCACCCAAUGCAAGUCUAUAUCCCUAUUAUGCAGUUUUUGUACACUCAUCUAUAACAUCCACCUUAGCCACGCAUAUACACAGCC
Molecule: messenger RNA, 806 nt
Organism: Cucurbitaria berberidis CBS 394.84
Lineage: Eukaryota; Fungi; Ascomycota; Dothideomycetes; Pleosporales; Cucurbitariaceae
Exons: 1
Coding region: 298-474 (58 amino acids)
Source: RefSeq, a predicted model, not a curated record